AUGGCCGGUUCACAACUAGCAUUAAUCAAAAAUUUAUGUCUCUGUUAUUGUGAUAAUAAACCAGAUGCUUUGGACAGAACUGUAAAUACAGUUUCACAUUUACUACAUUCACAACAUGGAAAUACUUACCAAGACGAUAUACGGUUGCUUGACAAGAUUUGGAAGCACUUUCAAAAAUAUGGACGAAAUCAAGAAAUGCUUCGUUUCGGGCAAGUCUAUGCUCGAUUAAAUAAACUUAAAGUUUUAAAAGUCCGAUUGGAAACACUUCAAUUUCUCUAUGCACUGGCUGAUACAGCCUCGACAGAGCGUUCUCAUGACUCGAUAAGUCGUCCACUUCCAACCUCGUCAGCUAGUAGCUUUGACAUUCCAUCAUUUUCACUUCUUUCAACUCGACACGAAUCAUUCAAUGGUAAAGAGAAUGGCUUAUCUCAUAAUUCUUCGCACAUAAAAUCAUCGACAUCAUUACAAAAACUUCUUCAAUAUUCAAACGGUGAUGAAACUGCUCUUUCAGCUACCAAUCAGCAUCAAUUAACAAUGAAUCAUACAAACAAUGAAAUCGACACACUUUCCGGUGCCAAACGAGAUAGUGACGAAGCGAAGAUUUUACGCGAACUUUUAUUCGGUAUGCAAGGCAUCGAAACACCGCGUUUGUCAGCCAAUGAUACAAAUAUCGAUCGUUGUACACGUUCAUUAAUCGCCCGUUUUCUCGAAUGUGGAUGGUUGUAUGAAAAAAUUCGAAAGAUUAUUAAUACACCAACAACAAGCCUUGUUGCUCAAGCUUUCGUUGCAAAUCUCUCGAGCGAACUACGAGAAUACCACCGACUGAUCUCUGUUAUUGAACAACAAGCCAAUACACCUGGUAUGGUAUCAUUGAAGAAACUCCAUGUGUGGAUGUGCACGCCGAUGCAACGUUUAAAAUGUCUUGCCGCUGUUGCUGAUACAUGUCAAGGUAAAAAAGGUGGACAACUUCUGUCGGUACUCUACAUGCAUAGUCAACAUGGCGAUACAUUGCAACAAUCAAUACUUUAUCCAUUGCUUUACAAUUGUACAAUACCAAUACGAGAUAUGAUUGUCGAAUGGAUUUGCAAUGGAAUUAUCAAUGAUCCUUAUCAGGAAUUUUUCGUUUCAACUGAUAAAAUGGUUAGUGAAGAGAAGUUAUGGUAUGAUAAGUAUACGUUGCGCGUACCGAUGAUUCCAUCGUUUAUUUCCAUGGAACAAGCAAAGAAAAUUUGGAUUACGGGAAAAUCGAUCAAUUUCUUACGUGUUGUGUGUAAAGACCGAACAAUGUUACAGAUAUUGAAGACACCUGCGCCGUCUCAAAGUUUGUUUCAACAACAACGGUCAACGGAGUUUCAGGAUAUGAUCGUUUCCGUUUAUAAUGAUACGACACGGUAUCUUCGUUCAAUUCUCGAUGACAAAUAUCAAAUGAUGGACCAUUUCAAAGCAAUAAAACGUUAUUUAUUAUUAGGUCAAGGUGACUUCAUCAAAUACUUAAUGGAUUUAAUGGAAAAUGAAUUAAACAAAGCUGCCAAUCAAGUUUUCUACCAUAAUCUUCAAUCCUUAAUGGAUGCAGCAAUUCGUGUAACCAAUGCUCAAUAUGAAAGCGAAGACAUUAUCAAACGUCUGGAUUUACGUUUGAUGUACGUUUCACCAUCCGAACUCGGUUGGGAUGUUUGUUGUCUUGAUUACAAAUUCGAUGGACCAUUGCGAACAAUUUUUACCGAGGAAAAUUCAUUACGAUAUAUGAGAAUAUUCAAUCAUCUAUGGCGUGUCAAACGCAUGGAGUAUACAACAUGUGGCGUAUGGAAACAACUGAUUAAAUCAUCGAGACAAUUUGCUGCGAUUCCGGAAAUAUCCGAUAUGACUCAUUCAUGCUUUGUCAUGUCAAAUGAAAUGACGAAGUUCGUGCAAAGUGUGAACUAUUAUAUCAUGUUCGAAGUUCUCGAAUGCUCAUGGAGUGAUUUAUUGAGUAAAUUGAUGGAAGCGAAAGAUUUAGAACAAAUUCUGGAAGCGCACGAUGAUUCAUUAUUGAAAAUCUUAACGCGUCUUCAUCUCGAUGGUCAUGAAACGAGCCAAGAAUUAGCCAAACAAUUGCGCUGUAUAUUUGAUUUAAUAUUGAAUUUUGGUGCGAUUAUCCAGCGUUUGAUUCAAUGUGUUGAGACGGAACUCGCAGCACGAAAACCGUAUCAACAGCAACAACGUCAUGGAACUUUUACGAAAAAUAAUGACUCGGAUGCGGAAGUUCAAAGAUUUCAUACGGUAUUCAAACCACAGUUGAAAAAGAUCAAAAGCGAUUUCUUAAUCGUUAAAAAAGCAUUUCGAGAUGCUGUAUUGAAAUUUCUUCAACAAUUAAAGUCUCAUCCUGAUAUAACUUUACGUUCGUUAAGCUUCCGCUUAAAUUUCAAUGAAGUCUACAAAGUAUCGCAUGCAUUGAAAUCAACUGCAUAG
Molecule: messenger RNA, 2448 nt
Organism: Adineta ricciae
Lineage: Eukaryota; Metazoa; Rotifera; Eurotatoria; Adinetida; Adinetidae
Source: the annotation of a GenBank genome assembly